AUGGGUGCAUUUGGUUUAGUUUGUUCAGCAAAAGACCAACUUACUGGAGUUAAUGUCGCCAUUAAGAAAAUAAUGAAGCCUUUUAGCACAUCUGUUCUUUCAAAAAGGACUUAUCGUGAAUUAAAGCUACUCAAGCAUCUAAAACAUGAAAAUAUUAUCAGUUUAAGUGAUAUUUUUAUUUCUCCAUUAGAAGAUAUAUAUUUUGUUACUGAAUUAUUAGGAACAGAUUUACAUCGAUUGUUAACUUCACGACCAUUGGAAAAACAAUUUAUUCAGUAUUUCUUAUAUCAAAUAUUGCGUGGGUUAAAAUAUGUUCAUUCAGCUGGUGUAGUUCACAGAGAUUUGAAACCUAGUAAUAUUCUAAUUAACGAGAAUUGUGACUUGAAGAUCUGUGAUUUUGGUCUGGCUCGUAUUCAAGAUCCACAAAUGACUGGUUAUGUUUCAACAAGGUAUUAUCGAGCUCCUGAAAUUAUGUUAACAUGGCAAAAAUAUGAUGUAGCAGUGGAUAUUUGGAGUGCUGGUUGUAUCUUUGCAGAAAUGUUAGAGGGAAAACCUUUAUUUCCUGGGAAAGAUCAUGUAAACCAAUUUUCAAUUAUUACUGAAUUACUUGGUACACCACCAGAAGAUGUGAUCAAAACAAUCUGUAGUGAAAAUACUUUAAGAUUUGUACUCUCAUUACCGAAAAGAGAAAAGAUUCCAUUCUCACAAAAGUUUACAAAUGCUGAUCCUGAUGCACUCGAUUUACUUGAAAAAAUGCUUGUAUUUGAUCCAAAAAAACGUAUUACUGCCGAACAAGCUCUAGCUCAUAAAUACUUGGAACAGUAUCAUGAUGAAUCAGAUGAGCCAAUUGCUGAUGAAGCAUUUGAUUGGUCGUUUAAUGAUGCAGACCUUCCAGUUGAUGAAUGGAAA
Messenger RNA from Entrophospora candida, 909 nucleotides. The record is from the annotation of a GenBank genome assembly. Lineage: Eukaryota; Fungi; Glomeromycota; Glomeromycetes; Entrophosporales; Entrophosporaceae.